AUGAAGUUUUACCUUAUCCUCAAAAUCUUCAUUGGAAAGUCAAUCAGAAACCCAAAAUACUCUCCGGUUGUCGGAACUCUAUUUGGUCAACUCUUCUACUUCAACAGCCUCCAUGACUACCUAGCUGAUAUUGCCCGGAAACACCAUACUUUCUGGCUUCUUGCCCCUGAUCAAAGCGAGUUAUACACAACCGACGUUAGAAACAUCGAAUACAUACUUAAAACCAAUUUCGACAACUACACGAAAGGACAGUAUAAUAAGGACAUAAUUACAGACUUCUUUGGCCACGGGAUCUUCGCUAUUGAUGGCGUUAAGUGGAAGCAGCAGAGGAAGCUUGCAAGUUUCGAGUUCUCGACUAGGGUUUUAAGAGACUUCAGUUGUGCCGUUUUCAGAACCAACGCAGCAAAACUAGUCAGGAUUGUUUCUCAGUUUGUCGUGGUCAAUGAAGUCUUUGAUAUACACAAUUUGCUGAUGAGAAGUGGCUUGGAUUCAAUUUUCAAAGUUGGGUUCGCAGUGGAUCUGGAUUGCCUAGAAGGAUCUAAUGAAGAAGGGAACUCAUUUAUCGAUGCGUUUGAUGAUUCAAAUGCUUUGACUUACUGGCGUUAUAUAGAUCCCUUGUGGAAACUUAAGCAUUUUCUUAAUAUCGGGUGUGAAGCUUCUCUUAAGAAGAACAUUAAAUUGAUCAAUGAUUUCGUUCUCAAGUUGAUCAGUAGAAGACGAGAACAACUACAAACACAAAAACACCAUCUAAAUUGUUGUUGCUCUUGUAUUUAA
Messenger RNA from Lactuca saligna, 774 nucleotides. The record is from the annotation of a GenBank genome assembly. Lineage: Eukaryota; Viridiplantae; Streptophyta; Magnoliopsida; Asterales; Asteraceae.